Caenorhabditis sp. 36 PRJEB53466 is the source of this 1134-nucleotide messenger RNA. Lineage: Eukaryota; Metazoa; Nematoda; Chromadorea; Rhabditida; Rhabditidae. The record is from the annotation of a GenBank genome assembly.
AUGAAGGCGUGCCGCGGAGAAGCCGUCAUUUGGACAGACUCGCCAGCUAUGAACGCCGCUUUCCUCAUCUUUCUCAUGAUUUACCGUGUCAAUUCUCAGGUUAGUUUCAGUCAGAUUACUGUUGUCUCGUCAGGUGAUAUUAAGCUUCUGAUUCUGAACAUUGAACUUUUUCACAGAAUUUCUCAGAUGAAUGUUUGAAAUGUUUACCCUCUCAACCGCUCCUCAUUUUCAGUACGAGCCCCAAUCGAACAUCGACCGUCUCGCCCAGCGGCCCGUGCUUCCACAGUGCCCUCGUGAGUGCUCUUUUCAGUUGACACGUGGCGUCUCAUCGUCGCAGUGCGCGGCUUCUUCCUCUUCCUCUUUCCUCCCGUGCUCUUUUCAUCGAAUUUCCAUUUCGCGUGUUGCAGGAGAAUGGGAAUGGGCGUGUCGGAACGGAGAAUGCAUCGCCCAUUACGACGUUUGCGACGGAAUCACUCAAUGCACAGACGGAUCCGACGAAUGGAACUGCGAUUCGGCCAGGUGAGCACAAGACGGAAUCUCUGGAAUUACACCCCUAACGCUCCCCCUCUUCAAUUUAACGAGCUGAUCAUUCCCGUUUCCUUAUCAGUUUUCCUCCCUUUCGCUUUCCCCUUCGCCUGACUGCUCAUCGAUUAGAAUGGCAUCAUCCUCCGACGAUUCCUCCAUUCUUUCCCAAAUCCUCAGACAGGAAAUCACUGAUUUUCCGGAUCUAUUUGACCUUGGGUGCCACUAGACAAUCAAAUGAUACCAGCAAAACGAGUGAAUUUACAGAGGAGCGGCUCCGUUGGCUCGGGAAGGAAUCGCUCCGCCGCGAGAGAAAGAAGCUUCUGCCACGGUCGCAGCGGUCCAGACGACAACAGCGGCGGCUGCGAACCGUUCAGGUGAGAGGGGCCGACGUUCGGAGAGGGAGACGAACUGAUUUCAGGAACGGUCACCAUCCAGUACAGUCACAUUCUCAUCGCUCUCCUCGCCUUCGUUGCCCUUUCCGUCGCCGUCGUCGCCGUCAUUCGGAGGAGUGCUCGUCAGAAAACAGGCUUCCGAAACAGGAGAGGACACAAUAUUCUGCAGCAAGAUUCGGACGAAGACGACAUUCUCAUCAGUUCGAUGUACUCUUGA